Funneliformis geosporum is the source of this 2625-nucleotide messenger RNA. NCBI's taxonomy places the organism in Eukaryota, Fungi, Glomeromycota, Glomeromycetes, Glomerales, Glomeraceae. The record is from the annotation of a GenBank genome assembly.
AUGACAAAUUUACGCGUUUCAUUUACAUCAGAAUCUCCAGGAAAAGUCCUAAUUUCUUCCGAAACUACUUGGUUUUCGUUAUACCCCUUGUUUUUAAUAGUCCCAAUAUCUUUAUUAUCAUUUAUCACAUUAUUUGGCACCUAUAGAUUAGUUUUACUUAGAAAACGAGAUUAUAUCCCGUUAGCAUAUAGACAUCGUUUGUCACCUUUAUCUAGAAUAAUUUAUGGAAUAAGUGGUUUUGUGACGCUAACUUACCUUGCUGAUUGUGCUAUUAUCAUCUUUAGAGCAUUAGAAUCUAGAAUCUGGACUUCAAGUUAUAUUGUCUUUUAUGAUGUUGGAUCAUGGACAGCUUGGGUUUUAAAUUUGUUGUUGAUGAUUUAUGAAAGAAAAAAAUUAGGAAAAUGGUCAUCUAUCAACUAUUGUUUCUAUAUUUUAUCACUUUUUACCGAAUCCUUGAUUUUUUAUUAUUGGAUAAUUCAAUUUAAAUCUAAAAAACCCGGAAUUGAAGUGUCGUAUUAUGAUCAAGCUUUUUUAUAUAUAAUAACAACUCGUUAUAUUGCUCUCAUAAUUGCAUGUUUCACUUCAUUGAUUCAUAUCCUUCGUUCUUCCUCAAACCGAGAAGGUCUUGAAUCAAGCCGAGGUCUUCUUGGUGAUAAUACAUCCUAUGGCACCUUUUCAUCUAAUGAAAAUGAUAACCAUACAGAUCAACCACAAACGCAACCUGAAAAGGGCGCUUUUGCAGGAUUUUUUGAAAAAAUGAAAAAACUUUUACCUUUUUUAUGGCCUAAAAAUAAUAUUUGGCUACAAACUUUAGUUUUUAUUUGUUUUGGUCUAUUAAUAGCUGCACGUAUUGUAAAUGUGUUGGUUCCACAACAACUAAAGAUAAUUACAAAUGAAUUGGUUGGUGAAGAUGGUAACCCACCAAGAUUUGUAUGGAGAUCCAUUGCGUUCUUUGUAUUCCUUAGAUUUUUGCAAGGUGGUGUUGGUUUAAUUCAAGCAUCACAAAAUUAUUUAUGGAUUCCUAUCGGCCAGUAUACAACUCGUGAAAUUUCAGUCAAAAUGCUUUCAUUGGCUUACCAUAUAAAUCGUAAAACAGGCGAAGUUUUACGUGUUAUGGAUCGAGGAACGAAUAGUAUCAUUUCGCUACUUAAUCAAAUAUUAUUUCAGAUCUUUCCUGUCAUUGUUGACAUUUCCGUAGCUGUCAUAUAUUUUAUUGUUGAAUUUGGUUGGAUGUUCGGUGUCAUUGUAUUUGCUACGAUGGCGAGUUAUAUUAUUGUCACAAUUUGGAUUACUGAAUGGAGAACACAAUUUAGACGUGAUAUGAUUGAGACAGAUAAUGAUGCACGAUCUAAAGCCGUGGAUUCACUUUUGAAUUUUGAGACCGUCAAAUAUUAUAAUGCUGAACAAUUUGAAGUCAAACGAUAUGAUGAUGCUAUUAUCAAGUACCAAAUUGCUGAUUAUAAAGUAUCAGCAUCGCUCAACAUGCUUAAUCUUAGCCAGAAUUUGGUUAUUACUGUAGGAUUGUUGGCAGGUUGUUUAUUAUGUGCUUGGAAAGUAACUAUUGGUGAUUUUGGAGUUGGUGAUUUUAUUCUCUUUAUCACUUAUAUCAAUCAAUUAUACGGACCGCUUAAUUGGUUUGGUACAUAUUAUCGUAUGAUCCAACAAAAUUUCAUUGAUAUGGAAAAGAUGCUUUCAUUAUUUAAAGAACAACAAAGUGUUCAAGAUUUGCCCGGAGCAAAAGACUUAAAAGUUACCGAAGGAUCAGUUAUUUUCGAAAAUAUCGGUUUUUCAUAUGAUCCAAGAAAUUCGGCUCUUAAGGAUAUUUCAUUUGAAAUUCCAAAAGGCAAAACGGUCGCUUUAGUAGGUCCUAGUGGUGGCGGAAAAUCAACAAUUCUUCGACUCCUUUUCCGAUUCUAUGAUGUUGGUUCAGGAAGGAUAUUAAUAGACGGACAAGAUAUUCGUCUUGUCAAACAAGAAAGUUUACGAAGAAGUAUUGGAGUUGUACCACAAGAUACUGUUUUAUUUAAUGAAACGAUUUACUAUAAUAUUCAUUACGGAAAUGUGAACGCAAGUGAAGAAGAAGUUUAUAAAGCUGCAAAAGCUGCUCAAAUUCAUGAUCGUAUUUUAAAUUUCCCAGAUGGCUAUGAAACACGCGUAGGAGAGCGAGGGUUGCGUUUAAGUGGCGGAGAAAAACAGAGAGUUGCUAUUGCUAGGACUAUGUUGAAGGAUCCUCCAAUCAUUCUUCUCGAUGAAGCCACAUCUGCUCUUGAUACUACAACAGAAAGACAAAUUCAAUAUGCUCUUUCAAAUAUGACAAAAGAUCGCACAACGUUAGUUAUUGCACAUCGACUGAGUACCAUUAUUAAUGCUGAUUUGAUUCUUUGCAUAAAGGAUGGUCAAGUUGUUGAACAGGGAUCUCAUGAUGAACUUAUCCAGAAAGCAAUUGAAAAUGGAGGAGAAGGGGUAUAUUAUGAGAUGUGGCAGAAACAACUAAGAGAUGAAUCAGAAGGUAAAAUUAUUGGAGAAAAUGAAGGUUCAAGUGGAGAAAAAAAGGAUGAUAAACCAAAUUCAAAGGAAAAUGAACCAUCUUCACAUAACGUUGGUCAUGGUCAUGGUCAUGGCUAA